UCUUAACAGAAAAUGGAAUUCUUGCACAGAGCAAAAGUGUUUCGGCUAAAACGCAGUGGGCAAAGCAAGUACCUGAUAGCUCACAAAGACGAGGAAACCAUCAAGCAAAGUCGCGAUAAAUCUUCAAACAAUUCCCGUUGGACCUACGAGCUUGUUGAGGGGAAGCCCAAACUCAUCCGACUCAGAAGCUGUUGCAGCUGGAGGUACUUAGCCACCACUGAAGAUCCAUUUCUGUUAGGAAUGACAGGAAAGAAGAUUGUACAGACAAUUAGCAAGGGUCCUAUAGUAGAGUGGGAGCCUAUUAAAGAAGGGUCUUACAUCAAACUUCAGAGUCAUGCAGGUAGUUUCUUAAGGGCUAACCAAGGACCUCCCCCUUGGAGAAAUUCUGUCACCCAUGAUGAGCCAGGUCAUUGGACAGCCACUGAAAACAUGACACUGUGGAUAGUUGAUAUAGUCGAGAUCGAUUAUCAGUCCUCCAGGAUGGGCAACGGUCAUUCUACAUCAACAGAGGAGGUCAAUGUUGCUUCAUCAUCCUGCAAUGUAGCCAAUCAGGAAGUUUUAUGUCCAGCUGCUAGGCCUCCUAUAUAUCAUUUUGCUAAUCUCAAAGCAACAAAUGUUAACAAGUCAGAUAUUGUGUCAGUCCAAUCUACAUCAGGAUGUGUGCAACCACUCCAAGUUAAGAGGUUUAAGCAUACCUUUGACCAAAUGAAGAGCUUAGAAUUUCGUACCUUAUUGUCCUUGGGACAGGACAAGAAGCUAGAGAAUGUAGUUACUGUGCUAAUUGCUGAUGCAAAAUCCAUAGGCCAAGGUAAAUUCACUAGUAAACUUGUCAACAUUCAAGAGCAGCUCAAGUCUAUGAAGAAUUACCAUGAAUCAGCCUCUCAAGUUUUAAUAGAGUAUUCAACAUUCUCUACAAGAAGAUUAAAGAUCAGGGAUGAGCUUAAAAAGGACGCUGUUAAGGCUCGUGAGGUAGAGAAAGUUGAGGUCAAAGUUAACAACACAAUUGCAGAUGUAAGAGCCAAAAGAGAACAACUGAUGAAGCAACUAGAGGACACUGAAAAUGCCAUCAAGGAUGUUAAGAAAGCUCAGGCUGAUAUUGUGCUGGAAGUUGACAAGCUUAUAUCGAGAAUAGAGCAGAAGGGCGAGGGGUUAAAAGAUAUGGAAAGCAAGGAGAGAUCAUGGCGAGCGAGGAAAAUUGAGGCAGAAAGAUUGGUGGACAGAGUUGAGAAAGACUGGGGAAAGGUUAAAACCACAUUUUCAGAAUUAACCGUUAACAAGUAAAUUCUGCAUCAGGCUAUUCAUGUACAAUUUUGCACCUUUUUUUAGAAUAAUCAAAAUGACUAUUGAUUGAUUAGGCCAUACCUUUGAAUAUCAUUUUACAUUAUGCUUUCAGUUUAUACAUGACAAUCAGAAAGAAAGGCUACCAUUGUGUCAA
Spinacia oleracea (spinach) is the source of this 1435-nucleotide messenger RNA. RefSeq lists its product as uncharacterized. The transcript has 2 exons. Bases 13 to 1281 code for a protein of 422 amino acids. NCBI's taxonomy places the organism in Eukaryota, Viridiplantae, Streptophyta, Magnoliopsida, Caryophyllales, Amaranthaceae. The record is from RefSeq and is a predicted model, not a curated record.